AUGACACAACUGCCACCGCACAUCAUCAGCAACAUCGCACGAUAUGCGGCAACAGUACCGGACAGACAACUCGACAUUCUCGCGCUCUGCUCUGAUGCCUAUCUCGGCGCCAUCCCCACUCUCUAUCAUUCCCCUCAUCUCGCUUCCAGCUACGACUCCUUCUUUCUCAACACGGCCACAAACCUUCCCGCCGACUUUGCCUCCCUCACACCAGCUCAACUCGUCAGGUCCGGUCAUAACAAAGCGGCUGCCCUGCGCUAUGUCCAUCACCUUCAUAUCGACAUUCCUUGGUUCGCGCAGAACAAGGUGUACACCGCGGCGUCAAGGGAGGAGCGAGUGGACAUAAUCCGCUGCGAGCGGGAGGAGCAUGACGCCACGGAGGCGUCGAAGCAGCUCGUCGCAGCCUUCCGGAGCCUGGAGCCAAUCCCGAUCGGAAACAGCAUCAUGCCCAGCCUCAACAGCGUCCAGGUGGGCAUGCGGGGCGGGGUCCGACCGGCUCUUAAUGAUCCGAGCGACUACCUGCCGGUGAGAGAGUUCUUCCGGGCCCUCUUCCGUCGCACAAGGCCGACGGUGUGGUGCCAGAACCCAGCGCGGAUCGCGGGGAUCGUAAGCCACAUCGUGGGCAAAUCACACGCCCAACGCGACAUCAUUCCGCCCGAGGUCCACCUCCACGCUUACUUCUCGGAGGUCCUGGAGAUCAGGACGGGCUGUACCACGUUCAUAUACGUGCACGGCGCCGCCUCCGCUUCGGAAUCGGACCUCGCCGGUCUAACCAGGUGGCUCGGAGAGUCCAUUCGGCGUUCCUUUUCGCGUCCGGUAAUGCAUGAGGACCCGAUGCCGCUACGGAAGACGAUCGUCGAGCGUACUAGGAUCGUCAUCUCCGGGCUGCCAGUGACCGGCCUCACGGUCCCCGUCGCGGGUUCGUCGACCUCGGCGGAACCAACGGGCGGCGGCGAGGGCGAGGCGGAAUGCGGCGAGUUGCGUAAGAUGGUUGAGAGGAUCAGGGCGGCGGCGAGAGGACAUCACGUCGGCCCGCAAUGGUAUGCCCCUCUGCAGAUCGAGGUGAGGGGGCCGGCUACUACACUGCCUUGUCCCGGAUGCGGGGUGGCACCGUGA
This is a messenger RNA of Dioszegia hungarica, 1116 nucleotides long. RefSeq lists its product as uncharacterized. The transcript has 2 exons. The record is from RefSeq and is a predicted model, not a curated record. Bases 1 to 1116 code for a protein of 371 amino acids. Lineage: Eukaryota; Fungi; Basidiomycota; Tremellomycetes; Tremellales; Bulleribasidiaceae.